Messenger RNA from Archocentrus centrarchus (flier cichlid), 3829 nucleotides. RefSeq names its product YME1-like 1b (gene yme1l1b). Gene Ontology annotation, biological process: mitochondrion organization; protein quality control for misfolded or incompletely synthesized proteins. Gene Ontology annotation, molecular function: ATP binding; metalloendopeptidase activity; ATP hydrolysis activity. The transcript is spliced from 18 exons. Gene Ontology annotation, cellular component: mitochondrial inner membrane. The record is from RefSeq and is a predicted model, not a curated record. Lineage: Eukaryota; Metazoa; Chordata; Actinopteri; Cichliformes; Cichlidae. The coding region runs from base 124 to 2283 and encodes 719 amino acids.
AGGUCAUAUCCGGUUUAUGUUCCGCUGUCAGUUGCCGCAAAGUGAGACACAACACGGACCUUUAACUCAGGGACAGUCACACAACUUGGAUAGCUUAACUGCAGUCUUGCACCAGUGACAGAUAUGUUUUCCUUGUCGUCGACGGUCCAGCCACAGGUGACUGUACCCCUGAGUCACCUCAUCAACGUCCUCCACUCUCUGAAGAGCUCAGUGGAAAGCAGCAGCAGUGUCUCCUGCAAAUCAAGGAAACACAAGGAGCGUGCUGCAGACCCAGAACUACACUGUGCCGAGUCUGUGUGGAAUUUACGGGAGCUGGGGUUAUCCGACCUGGGAACGCAGCAGCUGGAUGAGCUGGUGAACCGUGUGUUACCAAACUUGAACCCAGAAGAAGCAUCACUUGCACUUGGCGGUCAGACAACCUGGAGGACCUCACAUCUCUCCACACACUCCUUUUUCCACAAUAAGCAUGGCUUCUCAUGGAAUCCCCUCUCAGCACCAGUGUUUUCAAGGCUGCAUCCUUCACCACUUCAGUCUGUCUGCACAGAGCUGAAGUAUUGGCCAGUGCUGGUUCAGUCCAGAGGUUUUAAAACUUUAAGGAGCAAAACCAGACGACUGCAGUCAGCUUUCGAACGCCCUGCAGAGUCUGAAGGGUACACGCCAUCUUUUAUGAAGGGUUUUCUCACACGUGACAAGGGAAUGGAAACUGAAAGUCUAGACAGCCUGCUGAAGAACAAGAACAUACCUGAUGGACAGCAGGAGGCUUUCAAGAGGGGCUUUGCUGAGGGCUUCCUGAAAGCUCAAGCCCUGACACAGCGCACUCAGGCCUCUCUGAGGAGGACUCGUCUAAUCCUGCUGGUGCUGCUUCUUGUUGGGUUGUAUGGUAUCUCAAAGACCCCCUUCAUAUCGGUGCGGUUCCGAACCACCUCAGGCCUGGACUCAGCCGUGGACCCCGUGCAGAUGAAAAACGUGACAUUUGAGCACGUGAAAGGGGUAGAAGAAGCCAAGAACGAGCUGCAGGAAGUUGUGGAGUUCCUGAAAAAUCCACAGAAGUUCACAGCCGUGGGAGGAAAGCUGCCUAAAGGAGUUUUACUUGUGGGCCCUCCAGGGACUGGAAAGACCCUGCUGGCCAGAGCUGUGGCAGGAGAGGCAGAUGUACCAUUUUACUAUGCCUCCGGGUCAGAGUUUGAUGAGAUGUUUGUUGGAGUGGGAGCGAGUCGCAUCAGGAACCUCUUCAGGGAGGCCAAAGCCAACGCUCCCUGUGUGAUUUUCAUCGAUGAACUGGACAGCGUGGGUGGGAAAAGGAUCGAGUCUCCCAUGCACCCUCACUCCAGACAGACCAUCAACCAGCUACUUGCUGAGAUGGAUGGGUUUAAACCAAAUGAAGGUGUGAUCAUCAUUGGAGCAACCAACUUCCCAGAGGCUUUAGAUAAUGCCCUGAUCCGCCCAGGACGGUUUGACAUACAGGUGACUGUACCCAAACCAGACGUGAAAGGACGCACAGAAAUUCUCAACUGGUACCUGAAGAAGAUCAAAGUGGAUCCAACUAUUGAGGCCAAUAUUAUUGCCCGAGGCACAGUGGGCUUCUCUGGCGCUGACCUUGAAAAUCUGGUGAACCAGGCAGCCCUGAAGGCAGCAGUUGAUGGAAAAGAUUUGGUCACUAUGAAGGAGCUGGAGUUUGCUAAAGACAAAAUCCUCAUGGGCCCAGAGAGAAGGAGUGCAGAGAUAGAUGAGAAGAACAAACGCAUCACAGCGUACCAUGAAUCAGGCCAUGCAAUUGUAGCUUACUACACCAAAGAUGCAAUGCCAAUCAACAAGGCUACCAUCAUGCCCAGAGGCUCAAGUCUAGGACAUGUGUCCAUGCUUCCAGAGAACGACAGGUGGAGCGAGACUCGCUCUCAGCUUCUGGCCCAGAUGGACGUCAGCAUGGGCGGCCGUGUAGCUGAGGAAAUCAUAUUCGGCCAUGAUUACAUCACAACUGGAGCAUCAAGCGACUUUGAUAGUGCCACCAGGAUUGCUAAGAUGAUGGUGACCAGAUAUGGAAUGUGUGAAAAGCUGGGAAUAAUGACCUACACUGAUAUGACAGCACAAAGCCCAGAGACGCAAGCAGCUGUGGAGCAUGAAGUCAGAGUGUUACUGAAGGAGUCGUAUGAGCGUGCCAAAGCCUUGCUGAAGUCUCACGCCAAGGAGCACAAGAACCUGGCAGAUGCUCUACUCAUGUACGAGACACUAGAUGCCAAAGAGAUUCAGCUGGUCCUGGAGGGCAAAACCCUGGAGACUAGAUGAAGCCUGUGAAGGCCCAAAUAUCUGUGGCCACAGUGGGGAAGAGGGUAGAUUUGAAGAGGUCAAGGUGUAGAAAAAAGAAGGAUGGAGGGCUGCAUUUAUAAUGUCACUUUACAAGUGUUCCUGUGGGACAAUCUCAUACCUUCAUGCUGUCACCUUCGUGGAAUCUCAUCACUAUCCCCAGAUAAGUAGUGCUGUUAUCUCAAACAUAAACCUGAUUUUCCCAAGUUCACACAUAAGCAGCUGUUCUGGCUCGUUGUAUGGGAUAAAGGUUAAAAGACUAAUUGCCUAAUAAGAUGUUGCUCAGGUCACUUUAUCGCUUGGUUGGAGGAAACAAAACAUGAAUGUAAAUACAUACUGCUAUUAGAACAGCAUCUGUUUUUUUUUUUUUUUUAAGGUUUCUCAUGGCUUAGCUGUGGGACCAUAUUUCUCAUUAGCCAGAUAAAAACAGAUUCACUUCCAGUCAGUAAGAAAUUCCACAUGUAGUGCCAGCCCAAAGACGUCAUUUGUAACCAGAAUAUAUGUGAAUCUUAGCUCAUGGUUCAGUUGUCUUCCAGUGUUUGUGUUCAUAUCUGAUACCUGUAAGGUCUAUUUCUGGUGUUUCCUACUGCCCUGUUGCUUCUUUUUGAAGGUGACCUUAUGGGGAGUGUAACAUAAGCAUAUUUUUUUUUCUUAAACUACAGUGGCUCAGCCCUUUGGUGUGCAUUUAAAAUGUUCUUGUGCACACUCUUUGUGUCGUCAAUUUUUAUUCAUGCUGCGUGUGCAGAUGCAAGAAAAACUGCUGCUUAGGUUCAAAAAGCAUGCGGCACAAACAGGCUGCGUUUUAUGUAGUGAUAGCGCUUUGGGAUCGGAAGCUUUCCAGCUCUGAAAUAAUAGUACUGGCAUCAUUUAUUUAAAAAGUCUGAGUUUGUCUUUUGAAAGCCUCCUCGGUGAAGUAGUAGUUUAUCCUGUACAUGCAAAUUGUGAAAUAAAAACUCUUCAAUUAUUCAGAGCAGCUAAAAGGCCAGCUCUGUCAGGUGUCUGUUUCAGCCCCUGUUCUGAUUGCUUAAGCGGAUCUGGUACUGCGUACUGGACUGUUUUUGUAAGCAAAAUUUGCACAACACAGUGGCCGAACAAUGCUAAAUGUUUCCUGGCACUUUUUUCCAGGUGUGAAAGAUGAUAUGAGGAAAAACAGAGUGAAUUUCGUCUGUAAGGUGACAUCGCUGACUCCAAAUCAAACAUUUUACAGCACAGGUUGUACAAAUGGACGUUCAAGCACCUGCCAAAAUGGUGAAUGUCUUUCCAAAUGUGUAUAUAAUCCAUAUUUAGGAUGCUGAUUUCAGCAUGUUGUCCAUCUUAGUGUUUUAUUUUUGCUUCAGUUUGGCACAGUAUAUUCUGUUUGUUGGCUUUUUAUCGAGUAGCUUAGCUGUGUAUAUAAUUAGGAUAAAAGGGGAACACUGUAUAUAGAUGUAUAGUGAAGCUUUUAUGCUGUGCACACUGAAUGGCUCUCUGCUGUACAUCUCUCCUCAGUGUAAAGGAGAAGGAACCCAAAUAAAGACUUAAGUGUGUA